Molecule: messenger RNA, 1223 nt
Organism: Heterocephalus glaber (naked mole-rat)
Lineage: Eukaryota; Metazoa; Chordata; Mammalia; Rodentia; Bathyergidae
Product: glutathione S-transferase B
Biological process (GO): glutathione metabolic process
Molecular function (GO): glutathione transferase activity
Source: RefSeq, a predicted model, not a curated record
GCAACCCAUGCCUGGCCAUCUGUUGCUUACCUUGGCAACUUUCCUGCAGCUGCACCAGGAACCAACCCCUUCCAGAAACCUUAAUGGGGAUAAUUGGCCUCAUGACUCAGGAUGCUGAGUUGAAGUUCUGGAUCCCUCUCUGUUUGUGAGGGUUGGGCUUCCCAUUAGAGCUUGUGAAAAUAUUUUGAAAGCCAUAAUCCUAUAAGAUCCUCAUCCCUCAAUACUGAUCUCCCCUCCGGGCUCCAAACCAUGAACUAUGAGACUGCUGGCUCAGAAUCCAGCUCCGGACUAUGACAGAAGCCAGUGGCUGAAUGAGAAGUUCAAGCUGGGCCUGGACUUUCCCAAUCUGCCCUACUUAAUUGAUGGGACUCACAAGGUCACCCAGAGCAACGCCAUCCUGCGCUACAUUGCCCGCAAGCACAACCUGUGUGGGCAGACAGAAGAGGAGAAGAUUCGUGUGGACAUUUUGGAGAACCAGGUUAUGGACACCCGCAUGCAGCUCAUCAAUCUCUCCUACAGCCCUGAUUUUGAGAAAAAGAAGCCAGAAUUCUUGGAGGGCCUCCCUGACAAGAUGAAGCUCUUCUCACAGUUCCUGGGGAAGCAGCCUUGGUUUGCAGGGAACAAGAUCACCUUCGUGGAUUUCCUUGCUUAUGAUAUCCUUGACCAGCACCGUAUGUUUGACCCCAAGUGCCUGGAGGCCUUCCCUAACUUGAAAGACUUCAUGUCCCGCUUUGAGGGCCUGGAGAAGAUCUCUGCCUACAUGAAGUCCAGCCGCUUCCUUCCAAGACCUGUGUUUUCACAGAGUGCAGUGUGGGGCAGCAAGUAGGGCCCUGCAAUGCCAGGAUGGGAGAAGGAUCUACCUUGCCCCUUGUCCCUAUCCUGGGGCACAGCUGGCCGCCUGCAUCCAUGCAUCAGUUUUCUCAUCCCUCUAUCUUUUCCACUCCCUUCUCUGCAAGGCCUCAUCAGCUCCCUUUCUUCUACUGAGCACCGCCCCCCCAAAUCAUGCCUCUUAAGCUUCACCUCCCCACUUUACUUUACAGAAGUCCCCUUCUCCGCUUCCUUGUGCCUGACCUGAAACUAACCAGAUAGUCCUUUAUUCUGAUUUGAGGAGGCUGCCUGACUCCAUUCCAUCUGCCUGGUUUGGAACCUGGUGUACAGGCCCUGGUCUCUGUUGUGUUGGGUGCCCUGGCUCUGUCUGAUCCUCAAUAAAACUUAAAACAUAA